Hemibagrus wyckioides is the source of this 664-nucleotide messenger RNA. RefSeq names its product nuclear protein 1b (gene nupr1b). Gene Ontology annotation, biological process: negative regulation of cell population proliferation; regulation of transcription by RNA polymerase II; negative regulation of cell cycle. The transcript is spliced from 3 exons. Gene Ontology annotation, cellular component: nucleus. The record is from RefSeq and is a predicted model, not a curated record. The coding region runs from base 120 to 344 and encodes 74 amino acids. Lineage: Eukaryota; Metazoa; Chordata; Actinopteri; Siluriformes; Bagridae.
GCCCUACAUAAACAGCACAGCGUGGAGCCUGAAGAGACACAUCCCUGCCGAUCUUCAACUUUUUCCUUGGGUAACAUUUUUCCUUUUUCUAAGGUAUCUUCUAAGUCUAGCUCAGCAAAAUGAGUCACGUCGACGUUAAGAACCUGAAGCCCACCACCUUUGAGGAUCGCUACUACGACGAAUAUGAUUAUUACAAUCUGACAGACAGAUACACGGAGUGCACGAGCCGCAAAGGCAGGACGAAGAAGGAGGCCAGCAGCAACACCAACCGCCACAACCCCGCCGGCCACGAGCGCAAAAUCGUCGAGAAGCUUCAGAACGCCGAGAAAAAGGCCAAAGAGUGAAGCAACAGAUUUGUUCGGACGGCUUGACCUGGAAACCGACCUUUGGCGCCUUGGCGUCGGAUUUCGAAAGGCAGAAGAUGAUAGAAGUGCCCUCCGGUUCUAGUGAAGGGUGGCUGUUCUGAAACGACCCUCGGUGGCCGGUUUGGUAUUGUUCGGGAUAUGGACGUGCGCGUGCGCCGCACACCUGAGCAGGUGGACGCAGAUUGCAUCGACCAGCGCGUGCUUGAUGGUCAAUGGUGCUUUUUGUCUUGGUGUUUUUGAACAAACGGUUUUUUUAUAUUACUAAAGUUGAUGAGAAAUAAAGAAAUGUUUUCACAUUA